Topomyia yanbarensis is the source of this 13271-nucleotide messenger RNA. RefSeq names its product ras-related protein Rab6 (gene Rab6). Bases 665 to 1297 code for a protein of 210 amino acids. The transcript is spliced from 6 exons. The record is from RefSeq and is a predicted model, not a curated record. Gene Ontology annotation, molecular function: GTP binding; GTPase activity. Lineage: Eukaryota; Metazoa; Arthropoda; Insecta; Diptera; Culicidae.
GAGCUGUCAGCUUGUAGUUUUUGGAAGUCAGCAAAAAGUGUAAUGUCACUAGUUUUUCACUGGAGCGAGCUACGCGAACGUUUGCCUUCCGUACGUUAGCUGGCGUGCGAAUAAAUUACCACGGAAAGUAAAGUUAAUUCGCGUCUCAGGCAGUGCUAGAAUACGGUGCACAGGUCGAAGCCCUGUUCGCCAUUGAUUGAUUUAUUGAUCGAUCCGGUGCGUCGUGGAAAACUGUGCCUAGAAAAUUCCAACUGAAGGGUGGAGUGCAUAUUUUUUUUUUAUCGCUGGAUUCCAACUCGGGUAUUCUGUUCGGGUGGAAGUAAAGAAAAUUUCUCCUCCCUUUCAAGCGUAAAAAAGUGGUCUGUGUGUUGAGCUUGCUGGCUGGCAGUGAGAAGUGAAUGAAAAGUGCGAAUUGCCAAAUGGUACAGGAGUAGUGUCUCGUCAGAUCCCGUUGGAAUAUUGUCCGGUGUUUUUUUUUGUGUGUCACAGAGUUACCUCCGGGAGUGUAGGAAAGCGUCACGUUCAAUUGUCCGGCAAGUUGGGAAUCGAAAGAAGGUGUAUUCCGGGAGCGUUUGUUUGCAUAGUUUCAGCCAGGGCGAGCUUCACUUGAAGGAGUUGUUGCUGCAAUCAAACUAAACGGAAGAGUGAAAAUUCAACAUCGACAAUGUCGUCAUCCGGCGAUUUCGGAAAUCCGCUACGGAAGUUUAAAUUAGUCUUUCUGGGUGAACAAAGCGUUGGGAAAACUUCGCUCAUCACCCGGUUUAUGUACGACAGCUUCGACAACACCUACCAGGCAACGAUCGGUAUAGACUUCCUGUCAAAAACCAUGUAUCUAGAAGACCGAACAGUGAGAUUACAACUGUGGGACACUGCCGGACAGGAACGAUUCCGAUCGCUGAUACCCUCGUACAUUCGGGAUUCGACCGUAGCCGUAGUAGUGUACGAUAUUACAAAUGCAAACUCAUUCCAUCAAACAUCGAAAUGGAUCGACGACGUCCGGACGGAGCGCGGCAGUGACGUAAUCAUAAUGCUGGUAGGCAACAAAACUGACCUCUCGGACAAGCGCCAGGUUUCGACGGAGGAAGGCGAACGGAAAGCGAAAGAAUUGAACGUGAUGUUCAUCGAGACCAGUGCGAAAGCGGGUUACAACGUGAAACAGCUUUUCCGAAGAGUUGCUGCAGCACUGCCCGGCAUGGAUUCAACUGAGAAUAAGCCACCAGAAGACACCGUCGAUCUACAAACCCAACCGUCAAAUUCCGGUGACCAGCAGGACUCGGAGGGCGGCUGCAUGUGUUAAAAUUUGGACAAUGAACCACUUGCAGUUUGGCUUCCUUCGUGACAGCAAGCAAAAUCAUCCUACGAAAACGCAAACCGAUAGCAAGCUGCUGUUUUGCUUCGUUAUUUAUUUUCUUUUGUAAUGAGUCCUCGUGGCUAAGUUUAAGCAAAAAUAAGAAUAACUAAUUGAUAGAAACGGCAGGAUAAAAAAAUCAAAACAAAGUAACGACUUUUUGCGCAAAACGGCGACAAAACGGAAGAGAUCAAUUAAAUGAAAAAGGGAAGGAAAAAAACACUAGGAUUUAACAAUUUAGCUAUGCAGUAACCAAAGCGAUGUUUCAUCUCAAAACAAAAACUCAAGCACAAACAGUUUUAAACAAUACAAACAACAUUGAAGAAGCGCAACCAGUGCAGGAUCUUUGAAAGUAUGCUACAUAUUAGUGCUAGUUUAGAAUGAAAUGCUAACAAUUAAUGACAAAUGCAUGACUAUAUUUCCCUUUUUAUACCCGACCAAGACUGUUCAAAAUGGUCUAGCGAGCGAACACUAGUUGUAAAAUGUUUGUUUGAAACACUCGGCACCCGCCAAACGAGAGACAAAACAACAAAAAACGAAACCCAAUUUCGAGUGCAUCGAAGUCGAUCUAAAACAACACUAGUAAGAUUCAUCAUUCCCACCCGAAAAAAAAUAAACCGUACUCGUGAAACGUUACCCCGGAUCCAGAUAAGAAUUACAAAGUGCAUGCUUACAUCAAUCACGUUGUGUUGUGUUGUGUACUAUGAAACCUCAAUCACCCAAAAUUUCCAACAUUAUUGCUUCCGUCGCGUUGCUCUGUUGCGUUUGUAUAGGGAAUGGGUGUUUCCCUUGUGCACGACCCUAUCUAGUACUGUAAUACAAAUAAUUAAUUGGCUAGGCAGUGUUGCUCAGCGAAUAAAAAUAAAUUGAAAUAAUAGAUUUCCGGGUAAAACAUACGGAUUUGCUUCGAGUAAAUGCUAAUGAUCAGGUGGGCGGUGAAUGCUGUGUGAUGCCAAAGCUAAAAGGAAGCAGCUUUUAAAGUGAAAGGAACAUGAAGAAGCUAGUUAAUUGUAUGGGCUAGAGACGACUACAGCGAAAAAUAGUGAUUAUGAAUACCUAAUCGUGAUUCACGUUAUAAAUUGAACAUUCUUCUGAUAUUUUGACAAAACUAACUAGUAGUGUUAACCAGCUAAAUUCACUGCAUAGAUUAUAUUUUCAACAAAUUGCACAAGCUGAUUUCACAAUGGUUAAUAGAAAUUGACAUUGUGAGUGAAUGGAGAACAGUGAGCCUAGUUCUGUACGGUAUGCAAACUAUGCUCGAUGGAUUAUCCAAGUCAGUCUUAGAUCAUAUAGAUUGGAAGUAACAUCAGAUGUUACUUCAAGCUGUUCUCAGCUGCUAUUCGACAGUUUUCAUGUCGCCACCUGCGUUACUGCUUGGUAAGGCCAAACUGGUGUCGAAAACGGGUCAAUAAAGAUUGUCUUUAUGGUCACAUCAAUACUGAAGAAUUGGACAAAUUAGAUGAUACAUCAUACACUCUUUGAGGCAAACAUGCGCUGAAUAGUAUGUAUGUACCGGGUGAAACCUCCGUUCUUCUCGCCGGUCUAUCUAAUCUCCUUACUUCGUGUCGUACUGUCGUCGAAUCCGAUGAUUACCCGUUUACCGAAUAACUGUCAUUUGCUAUCCUCCCUGUGACUGAUAGUUCUCCACAACCUUUACGUUACCAGUAAUGUUACAUCCCUUUUUUAUGAAACAUGUUCUGUGUCACCUCGCUUUAAUGUAUGUUCUUCACGUCUGCUCUGUGUUUAUGGUAUUCCUUCUUCGUCAUGUCUCUAUCCCGAGCCUUCUCCCAUUGAAAACUGCAUGGUGUAUGAAUUUAUGGAAUACGUGUUCUUAUCUCGCGCCCUAACAUCAUCUGUGCUGGCGAUACCCCCGUUGUUUCUUGAGGCGCGGGGUGGUACAUUCUUAAAUAUUCGUAGAGAUCAACUUGCCAAUCAGUACCUUCAAUAUCACUAAUUUUAAGCCUCUUACCAAUAUUACGCAUCUGGCGAUCAACUGCACCGUUCUGUUCGGGCCAGUAAGUUGUUGGCAAAUUCAGGUGACUGCCGCAAGAAAUACAGAAAUGCAAAAAUUCAUCUGCUCUAAAUUGUGGCCCAGGAAUACCCAGAACACUAAACAUUCGUAGUAAUACUGCUAUUACCCGCUGAGCCGUAACCGGUUCCAUAGGUUCCACCUGAAUAAACCGCGUCAUGUAACAUACUACCAUAAACAAUGACAGACUGCCUACCAACCCUUCCUUGAAAUCAAGGGCAACGUUUUGCCAGGGCUUUGAUGAAAUACGACGUAGUAUGGAAUUUGGACUGUCAGGGAUCGCUGUCAUUUUACAGGGUUUACAUCCGCAUACCGUAGCCUAUACAGUUUUAUCCAUCAACGGAAACCACACUUUUGCUGUUGGUAGUGCCUUCAAAGCGGUGCAUCCUUGAUGACCAGAAUAAGCGAGUUGUACGACUUUACCUCGUAGCUGUUUCGGAAUCACGAUGCGGUCUCCCCGUAAUAUAAUUUCAACACACGUGGUCAGGUCAUCUUUUAUAGUUGCCGUCUUAACCGCUUCCCAAUCUCCGAAGAAUAUCGCUUCCUUAACGGCUUGAAGUUCAGCGUCUCGUAUUGUUUUUGUUUCAAUCUCUUCAAUAGUAAGUACAGCUGGUAUCAUUUCAUUCGUAAGCCAAGCGACCAUGUUUGCAUCAUAGGUCGCUUGUAGUCAAUCUUGGGACAUCCUUGACAAGGAAUCAGUUAUGUUUUUUCUACCCGGUUCGUAUCGAAGUACGAAAUCAAAACUUUGCAGUCUCGGCAUCCACUGCUCUAUACAAACUGAUGGCUUUGACUGUAUUCUGUUGAAUAGAUACUCGAGAGGCUUACAGUCAGUAAUUACCGUGAUGUGAAUACCAUACAGAUACACGAAAAGUCUUUACAUUGCUCAUAUUAUUGCUAAGCACUCUUUUUCGGUUUGGCAAUUUUUUGUGUGCUACCAAACUUCUGGAGACGCAAGAAAUAGUUCUUUAUACUCUAUUCUUAAUUUGUAUCAAAAUAGCUCCAAGCCCAUAUGGACUGGCAUCUGGUACAAGUUGGGUAUUAUCAGCCGGGUCAAAAUAUCCUAAUGACUCAACUUUCUCUAAGAUUGACAUUUCUUUUCUAGUUCUAUCUGGUGGCUCUCGGUCCACCUGAAAAUAUUGCCUUUGAUGAGUAACUGUCUCAUGUGGAACGUCAUUGCAGAGAUUUGAGACAAAUCUUCCAACGAAGUUGAUAAGUCUUAGCGAAGAUCUUACUUCAGUGAUCGACGAUGGAGCAUGCAAGCCCAGAUUUGCUUUUACCCUUUUGUCCGUGGGACGAAUUCCCUCGUUUCUCACAAAACACGACUUCUGCUGCAGAACAAACCAACUUCUGUUCAUUGAUCCACAUAUUUUUAUUUUUCAAGAUUUGUAAAACUAGUGUAACUGCUCUAGUGUAGUGUAGUACGCUUCUUCUGUUGCGCCAUGGACUAAUAUAUCGUUCAUGUACACUAUAAUACAUUUCAUCCCCCUGAACAGAUUCUUCAUCUCUCUUUGGAACAGUUCCGGUAAGGACUUGAUGCCGAACAUCAACCUGCGGAACCUAUAGACCCCACUUCGCGCUACAAAAGUGGUUAUAUUUCGGCUGUUUGCCUUUAAUUUGAAGUGAUAGUAUGCUGCCUCUAGAUCAAUCUUCGCUACUUUUGCCGCCUUCCUAAUGAAUGUCAAUGCUGCGUCGGUGUUGGGCAUAGGAUAAUCUCGCGCUUGCCCAGGCAGCACGCAUGUCGACGCACCAUCAAACAGAUACCAAGGGUUAUACCCAGGUCCAUCAGCAUGCUCUAAAAUGUUUUUCUUUAAUAAAUCUUGGAUUGCUUCUUCGACGUCCGCUUCCAUGGCCACAGAUAGGCGUCGGGCCACUUGCACAACUGGUGGAAUUAUUUCAUUUAUUUGUAUAUACAAAGCCACGUUUGGAUCCUUGGGAAACGCCUCCGGGACUUCCACCGAACCUGAUGUUUGAUGAAUUUUGUAUCCAAUUCUCUAUACUCCCAAAGCGUGUACUUUUACUCAGGAUAUUUGUUUGCCAAUCCGGUGCUACCAAUACGUGUGCUCACACUCAUGACUCAUCACCGGGUAUUUUGAUUUCUGUUCCAAAUGCGUCACUGAAAACUAUUUUCCGAUCCGAGGCAAAAGCUGUCACACUCGUUUGGUCGUCUCGAGAACUACGUUCAUUUAAGAUACUCGCUCCUUGUCGUUUCAACCGUUUCAACCAUGCGUAAUUUUUGCUAUUAAUAAUGUUGGCUGGAGAUCCCGAAUCCACCAAUAUGUUCAUGAUCACUCCGCCAAUUUUCAACUUUAACACUUUGUUCAAUUGUUUCUUAUCAGAUAGUGUAAAGACCCCUUUCGUGAUUGCUUUUUCCUCGAGAAUGGAAUGCACGGAGGCACGUUUCCACGACAGUCCCGGUCGUUACUCGGAGUCUUCUCGUUGCCGUCGAUGGUAGCACGCUUUAAAGGCAAUUCCCACAGCUGUGACAUGUUGCAUUCUUAGCUACACACCUAUGUCCUCUUAGCCGAUUGCAAUUGGGGCAUCUCUACUAUGCGUUGUAUCACGGAUCUCUUAAAAUGUGAUGAAGCUGAGCUUUCAGAUUUUUUUUUGUUAGGGAAAACGACCACUAUUCAGGUUAUAUUUUGUGGGGUUGCACCUGUUUGCUCUAUAUGUUACAAAUUGCCCGAAUUCAAUGUAGUUAAAAAGUGAUGGUACUAGCAACAGACAGUCCAUUACGGGUAUUUUCCAACUUUACCGCUUCUGAGAUAGGAACAUGAUGAUAGAAUGAGGAGGUAACUCGGUUUUUUUUUCUUUCACGCUCAUGCGCCGGGGUCGUAUGGAUGUAGUUCGCCCAUAGUUUCCAUGCACUCGAAUGGCCGGUGAAGUGACUGCCAUGCAGCUCUCGAAGUUCAUCAGCUAACUGAGAGAGAUAGAUUGGUGGGUGCACCCGCUCUGUUGGUUUGCUGGAAUUUCACUGUUUGUCGACCAAGUCCCACAGCUGCUUACACGAAACAGAUGUAGAGUAAAUGUGCACAUGUACUCGUAUGUCCUUGUCGCGCCAGCUGAUCAGAAGCUUGCUAUUGAUUUUUUCGAUGCUGAUGCCUCUUCGAUUUUGGUGAUUCGGCAUAUAAACAAAUUUACCCAUAUCAUCAAAUGACGGUUCACUGCCGGACCAAGUCGGAGUGUGAUUCCCGUUAUUCUCUACAAAGAUCACUUCUCGAUAUAUCAUUGGCUUAACAAUCGUCCACACUCCCUGUAAAAUUCCGUCUACAGAAUCAGCGGAUAGCAUUUCCGAUGCUACGAGGCUACCGGAUGUUUCACCAACAAAGCGACGUUUGAAAAAAGAGGCACACAAAUACAAGUUGUUUUUACGAUUUGCAUCAUUCAUGAUAUUUUGUAUCGGCUCAUCGUGCACAUCCUAUUCGAUGGAAUAAUCGCGGGUUCCGUCAUCAUACACCGAAGGUGUGUCCAAGAGAUAAGCAGCAUCAUCUAAAGCUUCAAUUGAAUCGAUAUAUUCUAUAUAAUUUUGAGUCACUUGAUGCAUUGAGUCUCCCGGAAUAUUGACGAAACCGCUUUCUUCGUUCGCGUCCAUUCUGAAACAUUCUGAAAAAAAAGCCGACAAUCCUCAUAAGAAAAAAAGUAUUUACAUUGAAUAUUAAUAUUAUAAAAUUACCAGUUAACAAUCCAAGUAACAAAUAACUAAUAAUCUAAAUUCUUUAAUACGCCCGGAAAUCUCGUUUGUUUUUGCUGAGGAAACAUUUAUUUGUUUUUGUUAUUUUUUCUUCUUUUUCUACCUGACAUUUGAGCACGGCUGCCAGUUACAUGGUUUUUUGAAUACAUUUGAUAGAAAAAGUUUAUUUUUUGUCGAUUUCAUCAAAAAUGAUUUGGUGUUUGCACAUAAAAAAGUGUGAUAGCGAAGUGCAUAAGAAAUCCAACUUUCAAAGCAACAAACAAUAUUGUAAAAACCCUACAGUGUUACGCAGAACACAGAGCCUUCAUAGCAUACUUUUCUGACCUUUACAAAGAAUCACUCCCAUGGAUACAGGCAGCAUCACUGGUUUUGAGUCCCAUCGUCGUAUGCCGGUUCACCUGAUACUAAUCUUACAACUAGUAUCUUCGACAUUUGCACGUACCAUCUGCUAAAUAAAGAUGGAUCUUCGGAUCUUCAAAGCAGUUCACGCACACUUUAUGACGGGUCACAUAGCUAAAAAUUAUAUAAUUCAAUUAAUUAAACGUAAUUACUCACAUUUCAUUAACCUAACUUUUCCACUACAAAUUUAUGUAAUAUUCAAGCAUGAUUUUUGAAAACAGCGAAACUCGCACUUCACCCAAACAGAGAAAACGGCGAUGACAUUUUCGAAAUUUUGUUUUAAAUGUUAUUUAAAAACCAUACCGAUUUUUACACCAAUUAUUCAUCCAAAAUGCUCACCAAAGACGCCUUUCCAUUGAAUGGAACGAACAUUCGCGAUCAAGACAUUUAAAAGAGCGGAUUGAAGAAAAAUUAAAGUUACGAUGUUAUUUGUAUCACGCUCACAGUUUCGUCGUUUUACUUUCGUUGGUUUGGUAUCUUUGUUGCACUUACGUUAUUUCAGUUUCGUCAAUUGUGGUGACUAAUCUUAUCAUUUUUUAAUCAAUUCUAUAACAACUGUUCCGCCGAGGCAGUAUGCCGAUGAGGACAACCAACAUUUGUAAUUUGUCACUUUUGAGCAGUGUGUUGAAGACAAAUAAAGGUUACGUUAUUCUGAGCAUCACUCUUACACUUUCGACAUUUUUCAAUUAGUCGAUUUUAGUGUCUCAUUUUUGCUCGCUUUGUCACAAGUAUUUAGAUUUGAUCUACUGUAGGAUAGAUUUAGAUAAUCAAAAAUAAAAAUGUGCUGAAAGUGCAUUAGUGGUGCUUAGAAUAACAUUACUUGCAUUUUUUUCUCUAAAAUAUUAGCUAGGAUUAAGGAACUGCGUGCUCUUGUUCCCCUUAUAGAAACAUUACCUAUAUUGAGCAUUUUAGUAGAAAGAUUGUAGUAUAUUUUAAUGAUUUAGUUACAAAAACCGAUUAAAUUAAAAUAACGUAAGUGUUACAGCAGUACCAAAACUAACGUAACUAACAUGACGAAACUGUAUUUAUGCACUGUUGACGUGUCAGUUGUUUGUUCGUCAUUAUUUCGAUUGCGCAUUUUUCAGCUGCAUUACCGUAUAAUGAAACGAAUGUUUGUCAGCAUGUACAUUAAGAUGCGUAGAAUGCGGGGGAGUGAUAAUGUCAGUUUGUUUACAUUUGUUAGUUACGGUGUUUUCAAAAAUCAUGCUUGAUAUGGUUUAAAUUCUGUCUAAAUAUUCAGCAUUAUUUAUAUUGUAUGAUAAUUUGAUCAAAGAAUACUUACAGCUUCAAUGUAAUAAUUUAUUUUUAAGAUGUUUAAUAUUGAUGCAUUGAUUGCUCGAUAUUGCUCUAAGCACACAAACCUGUUUUUUGCUCAAGCACCUUUAUUCCUUUAUUUUUACCUUUCCUCAUGAUUCUACCUAUCGUGCUAUCCUGACAUCCGAGUUGACGUUCACAUUCCUGGAGAUUUAUUAAUUUGACCCUCACGUCAUCGGGGAGCUAUUCAUUGGUCGGUGGGUCUGCUGCAGGACUGGUGCGACAUUCCGUAACUUUCCCCGACCCGUAAAUCAGGUUCGCUGUUUCCGAGCCAGUUUUGUCAGUCUCUAAAUCGAGUCGCGCCAAUUCUACUCGCUGCUUGCAGAACUGCUUGUUUAGCUUGACCACCCGGUCCCGAAACAACUUCCAGAAUGCGUCCUCUCCUCCAACAAUUCCUUGUGGCUUCGUCGACAAUGAUGACCGAACCACCUUCGAUUGGUCGACUAAUGAACGACUUAUGUUCCAACUGAUUCGUAGAGAUAGGUUCCCAUUUGCCAGCGUUUUUAGCGAUUGUGUAACUCCAUUCGAGUUUAGCAAGAGGAAGUGGUUUUGUGGUCAAAGCGGUCGGGAAUGUAUUAUGCUUUCGGCUUCUGUAAUGACCAUGACGAAAGCUGCGUCUGUAUUUCUGUCAGUAGGGCCGUUUUAACGAACCUCUCCAGGAUCAUGGCCUUCCAAUGGUGGAGGCGCUUGGCGGUUUGAAAAAGCACUUCGUGCUAGUGUUCGUGAAAGUUUCGGCAAGCUGUAUCUGGGCGACGGCAAGUUCGCGUUGCACAUCGUUGCUGGCUCCUACAAAGUUGGUACCGUUGUCACUGUAGAUUUCCAACGUCGAACCUCUUCUUGACACAAAGCGACGGCUAGCCAGAGUUUACGCGAUUCAGUGCUCAGCAUAAGCAUUACUUCUAGGUGGAUGGCACGAACUGUGAGACAAGUAAAUACGGCCACCACCCUUUUAACACAGCUUCUUCGUAUCCUCACUAAAAUUGGUCCGAAGUAGUUCACUCCUACCUAAGAGAAAGGUAGUACGAACGAUCUUAAUCUCGCCAUUGGCAGCGAAGCCAUUUGAGAAAUUACUGGAACUGUUUUCUUAAUUCUGCAGUGCAGGCAUGCUUUCACUUGAUGACGUACUAUGGGGCGAAGACCAGAUAUGUGAGCCGCAUUUCAUUCACCGCUGUUUCACUAAUUCCGUAGAAUUGAAUAAACAAUGGCGGAAUUCCGGGAAUAAAAUAACCAAUAGCGACUAUGAAAACUUACACGAGAAUGCACCAACCUCACCUGUUGGGCUAACAUGAUUGCUUCCUCUACACUAUCGACGCUGUCGAGAUAGUCGUCGAUGGCCGAAGUUGUACCGAAUCCACUCAGGGUAUCCAAUUUAUUCGAUCUCGGAACAGCCGUUUGGCGAACUUAUUGCAGCAAUGUAUAUAUGAGUAUCUCUGGUCGAUCGUAUAAGGUUUGUAGAAUUCCCAAGACGUACGGCACUGCCACCGGCAAAAGGAGACGGCUUUCGACAGCCUCUAAUGCGCAACCCUUUAAACUGCGCUGCAAACGUAUCAUGUUUUCCGCCUGAGUAUACCUACAUGCUUGCGUGGAGCUAUGAAAUGAGCUGAAGAGAGGCCACUCAGGAUUCCCGGAAAAUAUCGGUAACUCUCAUGUUCCUGAACCCGCCAUCAGUAUAGGUGAUGGAUGCAAAGGAUGCGGAUCAGGCCCAUCUGCCAAGAGAGUGCCGUUCUGCAGUACUCAUUUCUUGAACGACGCCGUCGAAUUGAUUCAAGAAUAUAUCACGAGGCACCGGCACAGGAUUGUGGUCAAUUCCGAGCUGACCGUUGUAAGUAGCGGGUUGCCCACUACUCGGGUUCUUGUUUAUCCGGCGGACCCUUCUUGUCAGGGUGGCCUAGGUGCUUCUAUCAGAAUUUCGGAUUACAAAUUGUGUUACAAAUAACACAACAAAGGUAAACAAACAAAUUAAUUAAUAGAUUUACCGACUUUCCCUUCACUGCUCUAUGCGCUGAUACUUCAUCUGCUGCUGCUGGCGACGAGCGGUAUCUUGCGACCGAUCCGGUCAACAACGGCCGCGUUCUCUUUCGGUCGUAUCUUCGUUGGCUGCUCCGGCAGCGGUCCUUGUCUUGUAGCUAGGGAGGUGGUGAUAAAUCGCCGGAUCGUCUACUCGCCGUAAACGAUCCUGGAAGUCACCGCAGUGAUCUUCCCAGCGGGAACCUUUGUCCGCCCUGCUUUGUUCUCCUUGGCGAUUAACUGUGGAGGAGCUUGGCUCGUUCGUCUGAUACUCCACAGUGAGAACGGUCGGUGUUAAUUAGCCGGAGUAGCAAAAGAAUCCUUUGUUACUAUAAAAAUCCUACUUACUAUAAAAGAAUCCUUUGCAAUUAGCUAACGCCUUUUGGCGAACCGACACCGCACUAUACACUGUGCCCGAACCACGUAUCGGUAAUCUCGACGUGUAAUUUUAUUGUCGUACUCGCUACCCUGGCUUUCGUAGCGGGAAACUGUCCCGAAAAGAGACAACACUUAUUUGUUUGAUGCCAUGGUCCGCUACUUUCUACCAUGGCCGCUUUCCGCACUCGACUAAAACAACCAACACCAAAAAAACGCACCGCCGCAUAGCUUUCAUCACCCAUGCGCAGCAUAGUCAGUACACUUAUUUCAACGAAAAAAGAGCGGAGACCUGCCUAAAUCCUAUGUUAUUUAUUUGCAAUUAUUUAAAAAAAUACCACCUAUCUGAACUAACGUAAUCGUUCACUAAUAAAACAAAACUACGUAGAAGGUGAACGAAUAUGGAACAGUGGUGAGCAUUAUGUUCCAAAGAAAACACACUCUACGGAGUGUUCCCUCAAAACAGGUAUAUUUCCACCCAGUGCUAAAUUGUUACCCUAACGGGUUACACCGUGAGUCGUAGUUCCCUGCUGACCAACAAUUGUCGCCAAUGACUGAUUCAUUUAAGAAAAUACCUGCCAACGUUAAAGCUCGCUGAAGGGAGCUGGGAUCGGGAUUACCGGAUAGUGUUCUAUCCUCUUCUACAGAGCCUAGUUCGCAAGUCGCUUGCAUGGAGGUCGCGGAACAUUGCUUGGUCGCAUUUGCUGUUAUUACCAGAAUUUGCGUCGUUGUACUGGCCACACGAACCUGCUGCUCUUGACCUCUCUGAUCUUGGACUUUGCUGAAGCCGCUGAUGGAAUUUGACACUUACUUCAUCUCUCUCUUCUGCCAGUUGCUCCUCCAAUAGACGAAAUUCAUCAUCUUCAAAAAUCUCGUCCAACUGAAGUUGCUUCCGUUCUAUUUCAGAUUCCUUCUGAAUCUUUUCCAACUGGUGUUUCCUUUCUUGAUCUCUUUUCUCCAAUUCCAACUGCUUUUAGGCGAGCGCCUUGUGAGCCGCCAGUCGUUGUAUCCAUAAAUGAGUUUCUAUCAAGUGAAAGGAGUGUAAGAUGCGCGUCUUCAGCAAAGUUGCUCGAACAACUUUGCUGAAGGCGACAAAAUUUGUGAAAUUAAAUUCCACAGUCGCUUCAAAGAUAAUUUGAAGAAUUAUCUCAACUUAAUUUUAAGUGUUCAGGGUCGCACCUAAAAUUGGCCUGCGUUAAGCCAAAGAGGACCAAGUGCCAUUUUUAGGGUCCCUGCCUAAAAAUCGCUGUCGCAUCCAAUUAGCACUAGAAACACCUGCAUCAAUUUUUUUUUUUGAAAUCUCAAAUAGUAAUCGAUAUAAAAUAACUAUUCAUAUAUUUUCUAUGAUAGUGGUAAAUCAUCGAAAAAUAAAUUUUGGCAUAAACAUACCAGAAAAAAACUAUGGCGCUCAGCUCGGUUUGGCUUAACGCAAGUCAAUUGUGAGUCGAUUACGUGAUCGACAUUUCUUUUUUUCAAAAUCUCAUGCUCAAUCAUUUUAAGCCUCAAUUCACAAUAAAAUAAAUUAAUAACUCACUGCCACACAAGAAACAAAAAAUCAACCCAAUAGGUAUUCAUAAUCACACCUGGACGUCUCGCUGCAACCAAUGCUAAUGUGCUUUUUGUGAUGAAAUUUGAAACUUAUUUAGCUGUUAGUAGGAGCAGUUUGAAAAUAAACACCCACGAUUUGAAGUAUAGUUGAAGGCUAACGAUAGACGGAAGUUCAACACACUUAACAUUAACAAUACAAAAAUCAAUCACUGCGCUACGUCAGAUUAAAAAUCGUACAUACUAGCAAACAAACAGGAUGGAAGAAUUACAACAGUAAUUACACUAAAUUAAUAAAAAGAAAAAGUAUAGGAAAAAUAUGAAAAUUUUAAUUAUAAAACUUACCGCUAAAAUAUGACAAUUAUUACUAAACAAGGGAAACCCCCUUUCAUUCAUUCAUCAAAUCAGAAAAUCGACAGGCAUUCUAUUAUUAUUAUUAUUAGGAAAGAAAGUGGAGAAGUUAGGUCGCUCUAAUCCGACUGAGAUCCGAUUAAGGCAGGGAAUUUUGGAGAAGUCGAACAUCUUCACAUUAGUCGCUUUUCAUAGUUAAAAUAAAAAUGAAAAUU